GUCGACGGUCUCCGCGCGGGUGGUGGUGGUGGCGGUGGUGGCGGCGUGGAAAUCGAGGUGCUGGAUAGUGCCGACGGUCUCCGCACGGAUGUUAGUGGUGGCGGUGAUAAAAUGCGCGACCCCACAGCCGUGUCUGUUCCGACGAGGGAGGCGCUGUUGCGGCUCGAGCCUGCCUCAGCCUUGCUAAAGAGAGCACCGAGAACACCCCUACCGCCCCGGGCGCGGCGACUGAUGCCCUCGGGCAUGGGCGCGGCGAACGAUGUAGCUGAGGCGGUGACAAGCGCCACGGCAAUGGUGGUGGUGAGGGAGAGCUUCAUUGCGAGCGUAGAAUAG
Tilletiaria anomala UBC 951 is the source of this 333-nucleotide messenger RNA. RefSeq lists its product as uncharacterized. Lineage: Eukaryota; Fungi; Basidiomycota; Exobasidiomycetes; Georgefischeriales; Tilletiariaceae. The record is from RefSeq and is a predicted model, not a curated record. The transcript has a single exon. The annotation marks the transcript as partial.